AUGUUUCUUCUCCGCCGCUCUGCCGUCCGCGCCAUCAGCGCGACUCCCUCCAAGGCCUUCCUCGCAACCCCCCGUUCCAUCACCACCCUCACACCUGCCUUCCGCCUACAGUCGCAGAAGUGGGCCGUCUCUGCGUUCCAGAGGAGAUUCGCCAGCGACGAUGUCGUGAAGAAGGAGGAGGUGGCGGCGCCCGAGGACUUUGCGCAGACCAUCGCCGAGCCCAUCACCGAGGAUGGCCUGACACCGGUGCAGAAGGACGCCCAGGCCGAGCCCACCAACGCUGCCGAGACUGUCGAUGCGGACGCGCUCAACGCUGUCGCCGAGGCCGCAGAGAAGCCCGCAGGCAGGCCCAAGAGGACCGCUGGCGGAGAUGCGCCGCCCAACAACGUCCUCUACGUCGGCAACCUGUACUAUGAAGUCACCGCCGACCAGAUCAAGCGCGUCUUCUCGCGAUUCGGCGAGAUCGAGAACGUCAAGAUCAUCUACGACAACCGGGGCCUGAGCCGAGGAUUCGCUUACGUCGAGUUCAAGAACAUCGCCGACGCCCAGACCGCCAUCGACAACCUCGACAUGCAGGUCUUCGAGGGCCGCAACCUCGUCUGCCAGUUCCACAAGGCCAGAAACAGCUCCAUGACGCGCAGCCCCACCGGCCGCCAGGAGGAGAACCCUCCCGCCAAGACGCUCUUCAUCGGCAACAUGUCGUUUGAGAUGUCCGACAAGGACCUGAACGACCUGUUCCGCGACAUUCGCAACGUCAUGGACGUCCGCGUCGCCAUCGACCGCAGGACCGGCCAGCCCAGAGGCUUCGCCCAUGCUGACUUUGUCGACGUUGCCAGCGCCACCAAGGCCCGCGAGCUUCUGAGGGAGAAGGUCAUCUACGGCAGGCAGCUCCGCGUCGACUUCAGCAAGUCCAGCAACGAGCGCGCCUCGAGGCCCAAGAGGAACGACUCUGCCCAGGACGGACAGGAGGGACAGUAG
Molecule: messenger RNA, 978 nt
Organism: Ascochyta rabiei
Lineage: Eukaryota; Fungi; Ascomycota; Dothideomycetes; Pleosporales; Didymellaceae
Exons: 3
Coding region: 1-978 (325 amino acids)
Molecular function (GO): RNA binding
Source: RefSeq, a predicted model, not a curated record